ACCGACAUGUUUAUCUGUCUUGUUUAUCUUUUUCUUUGACGUUUAAUCGCAACAAAUGCCCUGCAGCCCGGUGUACAGGAUAAUUUACCGAGUGCGCACUACGCAUCGCCCGAAUCCAGAAUUCGAGAUGCAUUUUGGAAAAAAAAAGAUGAGUAAAUUUGGCUUGAUUCGUUCGAUCUGAACUAGUUAUACAUCAUGUUGGUUUCGCCGCGUUACAGAAGGAAUUAAUGAUAUUGCUGACUACUGGUAAGUGGUGUAUGUUAACCAAUCUCUGCGCCACUGAAAAAAUGCAAACAUUUAAUAUGAAUGCAUACAUUGCUGUAAGGUUAACUUUACAUUUGGCUUGUUGUCAAACAAAAGAAUGAUUAACAAACCUAUAUCGACACCAAAAUGCUGUCCAGUUGACAAGGACCGUGAGCAUGGAGAAUUUAUUAAAUCUAUAUGAAGAACUAAAUAAAAAUUAUUUAGACGCCGAUGUUUCCGCCGGCAUACCCGUGCGCAGGACGGACGGCACCUUUAAUAUCUGACGUCGCCAGCCCCCGUUCCGCGGAUUGGUCGCGAGAAGAGGCUGGAGACGUGAAGAGCGAGACCACUGAACGAACUAGUUAACGGAGGAACUCCCGAAUCGCUCAGUCGUCUGGAAAACAAGCGCGUCUUUCACAUCUAUGGGCUUCUGGGAUGUCGACAAGGAUACAGGCAACGUCACUGGGAUUUCUUCCAAAGCGCCGUAACUGAGUGAGAGCUUAAGGCGGUUAUCAGAAAGGAUGCCUGCCCGCCUGGCCACGGAGAUGCUGCUGACGAGAAAGUAGAAGUCGGAGUCGAUUCCGCGGGACAAUCCGUUAUCUUAAGCACUGCGAUUCUAACACAUUUGAGCAAUAAACAGCGGAUUUUUUUUUCUGGGGUGGGGUGCAUCGGAUUUUUUACGGAUAAUUCCAGACAGCUGGGGAAACUAUCGUAUUUGAUUUGUUUGUUUACUCGUGCAAACUCUCCGCGUUCUGAUGCCUACUGCACCAGAAGCAACAGAAUGCAGGUUGCUCCAUCAUGGCAGGAUCAUGAAGUAUUUGACUCUCCUACUCUUGCUUCCAGAAACGCUGAAAAAGUCGCGCAAGGCUGCAAGGCACCCGGCCAGGCUGCCAGUAUGCUUUGAUAUCGUUACUCUGUCCUUGAAGAAAAAAAUGGCAGCGGAACUCUACCCCGUGAGCGAGAAAAGCAACACGCAGAAAAGCGAAGCCACCACGCUAACUCUAUCCGAGAGGGACAUCCAAGCAGUCACGCAGAGCCCGACCACCGCCACGACUCCGACCACCGAGCAAAACAUCAACAAUAACAACGUGGACGUCCCGAGUUGGCCGUCGGCACAUCCCACACUUCGCGAGAGGAACGCUUUGAUGUUUAAUAAUGAGCGUAUGGCAGACGUACAUUUCAUCGUCGGUCUGCCAGGCGCAACGCAGAAAGUUCCGGCGCACAAGUAUGUACUGGCAGUUGGGAGCUCCGUUUUCUGCGCCAUGUUUUACGGGGACCUAGCGGAGGAAGGUUCGGAGAUCCACAUACCAGAUGUGGAACCCGCUGCGUUUUUAAUUCUGCUCAAGUACUUGUACAGUGACGAGAUCGAGCUGGAGGCGGACACAGUACUGGCAACGCUCUACGCCGCGAAGAAGUACCUGGUGUUGUCGCUGGCGCGAGCGUGCGUAAGCUUCCUGGAGACGGGCUUGGAGGCGCGCAACGCCUGCGUGCUGCUCUGGCAGAGCCGCCUGUUCGAGGAGCCAGAGCUGGCGGAGCGCUGCUGGGAGGUGAUCGACGCGCAGGCCGAGCUGGCGCUGCUCUCCGAGGGCUUCUGCGCCAUCGACCGGGCCACGCUGGAGAGCGUGCUUGGGCGGGAGACGCUCAACGCCAAGGAGGCCUCGGUGCUACAAGCAGCGCUGGCCUGGGCGGAGGCAGAGUGCGGGCGGCGCGGCCUCAGCCCCUCCCCACGUAACCGGCGCUCGGCGCUGGGCACGGCUCUGCACCUGCUGCGCCUGCCCGCCCUCAGCCUGCAGGAGUUCGCCGACAACGCGGCGCAGUCCGGCGUGCUGACGCUGGAGGAGACGCGCGACCUGUUCCUCUGGUUCACGGCAGCCGACAAGCCGGUGCCGGGCUUUCCUGUGGCGCCGCGGGCCGGGCUUCGCCCCCGACGCUGCCGCCGCUUCCAGUCAGCGGCGCGCCGGGGCAACCAGUGGCGCUACCGUGGGCGCUGCGACAGCAUCCAGUUCGCCGCCGACCGCCGCGUUUUCCUCGCCGGCCUGGGCCUGUACGGCUCGAGCGGCGGCCGCGCGGAGUACAGCGUGCGCAUCGAGCUGAAGCGGCAGGGCCAGUUGCUGGCACAGCGGCGAAGCUCCUUUGUCUCCGACGGCUCCAGCGCCACUUUUCCCGUGUGGUUCGAGCACCCCGUGCAGGUGGAGGCCGACGCUUUCUAUACGGUGAGCGCCGUGGUGGAGGGCAGCGAGCUCAGCUACUUCGGCCAGGAAGGCAUGACGGAGGUGCAAUGUGGAAAGGUCACAUUCCAGUUCCAGUGCUCCUCGGACAGCACCAAUGGCACAGGUGUGCAAGGGGGGCAGAUUCCUGAACUGGUGUUCUAUGCCUGAGGGUUCGUACCCGUGCAAUUCAGAGAGAACUCGCUGGGUGUUUGGGUCCAGAAACAUUUGGUUAGCCCAUGAACAAUAAUGCCAAAAGACACGAUCAGAUUAGACAUUAAGAGGUCGGGGAUGACUUCCAACUCUGAAAAGGAAUUCUCCAAAUGUAUUUAUUUCUUUAAACUUAUUUUAAAACUCAUACUGUAAUUUAAACUUAUUUUAUUUUUUAAUUAAUUAUUCACACACGGCCUCUGUCAGAGAACAGGAGGAGGGUCACACUGCGUUCGGAACAGCCAACCCUUACUAAUGUGCUUUGUUUUCAUUUCCAAUUUAAUAUUUACUUGUUUAUUUGCUGACAACGUGAAGUUGAAUGACAGAAUACUGUGCACUAGGGACAGACAUGUGACUGAAGAAUGCCAGCAAUGGCCAGUUUCAAAUCACAAGUCUUCAUCUGACUUAGAAAUAAAAAGACAAAGGAGCUAAAUGAA
Molecule: messenger RNA, 3097 nt
Organism: Electrophorus electricus (electric eel)
Lineage: Eukaryota; Metazoa; Chordata; Actinopteri; Gymnotiformes; Gymnotidae
Gene: btbd6a
Product: BTB (POZ) domain containing 6a
Biological process (GO): neurogenesis
Cellular component (GO): cytosol
Molecular function (GO): protein binding
Source: RefSeq, a predicted model, not a curated record